This is a messenger RNA of Lasiodiplodia theobromae, 1643 nucleotides long. RefSeq names its product Glutathione S-transferase. The record is from RefSeq and is a predicted model, not a curated record. Gene Ontology annotation, cellular component: cytoplasm. Gene Ontology annotation, biological process: transmembrane transport. NCBI's taxonomy places the organism in Eukaryota, Fungi, Ascomycota, Dothideomycetes, Botryosphaeriales, Botryosphaeriaceae. The annotation marks the transcript as partial. The transcript is spliced from 10 exons. Gene Ontology annotation, molecular function: glutathione transferase activity; transmembrane transporter activity.
AUGAGUGACAGCACGAUCCACAAGCCCGGAACGGACGACGGCUGGCAUGGAGUCAUCGCGCCGGACAGCCAGUUCCCGCCGGAGAAGGGACGAUACCAUCUCUACAUCGGUCUUUUCUGCCCAUUCGCCCACCGUGCCAACCUGGUCCGCCACCUGAAAGGCCUCACAGACAUCAUCGAGCUCUCCAUCGUGAAGCCGUACCCAAAGGGCGACGAGAAGGGCUGGCCCGGCUGGAGAUUCCCCAAGACGGACGACGAGUAUCCGAACGCGACCGUUGACAAGCUCUUCGGGAGCGAAUACCUGCACGAAGUGUACUUCCGAGCAGACAAGGACUACAAGGGGCGGUACAGCGUGCCGCUGCUCUGGGACACCAAGACGCAGACCGCAGUCAACAACGAGAGCGCCGAGCUGCUCCGGUGGCUCCCCACAGCCUUCAACGAUCUGAUCUCGCCCGAGCUCGCCAAGAUCGACCUCUACCCCUCGCACCUUCGCUCUCAGAUCGACACCAUCACCGAGUGGAUGCAGCGAGACCUGAACACGGGCGUGUACAAGGCCGGGUUCGCGACGGACCAGGAGACGUACGAGAAGAACCUGCCAGCCGUCUUCGCCGCGCUGAACAAGCUCGAGGAGAUCGUGCACAAGAAUGGCGGACCGUACAUCUUGGGCAAGGAGCUGACGGAGCUGGAUCUGCGAGCGUAUGCGACCGUCGUCCGUUUCGAUACGGUCUACGUGCAGCACUUCAAGUGCAACCUGGGAACUAUCCGCCACGACUAUCCGGUUCUGAACAAUUGGUUGAAGAACCUGUAUUGGAAUGUCAAGGGUUUCAAGGAAUCGACCGACUUCAAGCACAUCAAGGAGAAUUAUACCAAGAGCCACUACGGCAUCAACCCCAAGGCCAUUACUCCUUUGGGACCCUAUCCGGAUGUCGAGGAAGGUGUGCAGGACUUUAGCACACUGAAGCCAGGAAGCACCUACUGCUGCAUGAGUUACUUCUUCAAUUAUCUUGAUCGCGCUGCAUUUGCGAAUGCCUACGUUGCUGGUCUGAAGGAAGACAUUGGUCUUCAUGGGGCACAGUACAACGUCUUGCUCUCUCUGAUGACUGCUGGAAUCGUCAUUGCUCAGAUACCCCAUGGAAUAAUUAUCCAGAAGAUCCCGCCACGGAGAUGGCUUCCGUCAAUGGUCCUGCUCUGGGCAGGCUUGACAAUGUGCACCGCUGCUUGCAAGACGUACGAGCAAAUGUGCGUUGUUCGGUUCUUCCAGGGAAUGGCUGAGGCGAGCACGUACUGCGGAUCCAUUAAACCUCAGGAAAUCGCGAAGAGGACUGCCAUUUUCACCGCUGUAGGCCAGGCCGGAAGCAUGUUUGCCGGUGUGAUGAUGACGGCGGUUCAUAAGGGCAUGAACGGUUAUGCGGGCCUGCCCGGAUGGAAAUGGGUCUUCUUGAUCGACGGAAUCAUCACUCUCCCCGUCGCCAUCGCAGGCUUCAUCUUCUUCCCUGACAUCCCGGAGAACACCAACGCCCACCUCUUCGGCCUCAAAGAACAGGAAAUCCAGCUGGCCAUCUCGCGCCUCCCGCCCAAGAAGAAAGACGCCCACAACAUCUCGCCCCUCUCCCUCGCCAAACGCAUUCUGGGCCAACCACACUU